This is a messenger RNA of Sclerotinia trifoliorum, 1742 nucleotides long. NCBI's taxonomy places the organism in Eukaryota, Fungi, Ascomycota, Leotiomycetes, Helotiales, Sclerotiniaceae. The record is from the annotation of a GenBank genome assembly.
AUGUAAUCUUGCGAUGCUUGUUGUAACUAACCACUUUGCAUCCGAUCCAUCCAUGACUUGACGUGCUACCUCGCUGUCGCCGUCGCAGUCUCUCGAAAUGAUAGAGGGUAAGAUGUAUGUGUUCUCGGGGACUGAUCAAGUUUGCCAGCAAGGAAGCCUAGGAUUCGAGUCGUCAAUAAUAACAGCAAGGUAAUUGAUCAAGUGAGAUGAUGAGGAGUCGAGCUUGGAAUCUUUCGAAAUCUGGAUAGCAUUUGCUGUGGGCCAAGAAACAAGGAAAUGCUCCCCACCAAAGAGUGCAGGUUACAACCUCGAGAUGAAUUACUCGAGCCGAACGUCAUACAAAGCAGCCACUUAAAGAACACACACUUCUACAUUUCUCUUCCUUCUCAACUAAUUCACAUCGUCCACAGCAACAAAGCAAUAGUUAAGAUGCCUUCUGCCGUGAUAAAUACAACCAUUCAAUCGUGCAUCUUAUCUGGCGCAAGCAACAUUAUCGCACAAUUUAUUUCCGCGCACCAGAAUAAUGUAUGGGUCUCUACGCCUCCAUAUUGCUACAAAUACUCAUACUGACAGAAAUAUAGACUGCAUUCAGGAUAGAUUGGACGCCGGUAUUUCACUUCAUCUUGUACACCGCGGUGAGCGCGCCGCCAAAUUUCUAUUUGUGAGUUCUGUUCUGUGUGAUACUUGGUUAUCGCAAGGAAAACAAAACUAGAAUCUGCGACCAGACAAUCCCUAAUAUCUCGAAUGAAAUUAACAAUAUGCAAUCAGACAAUCGCUCCUCGAAAAUCUCCUGCCCUCCAAGAAACAACCUGCUACACAAAAUGUCUCCGAGAAAUCUCCAUCCUCCAGUUCCCCACAGCCAGUCCCAUCCCUCUCACUCACAAACACCAUCCUCAAAGUCAUACUCGACCAGACCCUCUUCGCAGUCUUGAACGUAAUGCUUUUUCUCAUAACCUUUUCGCUGCUCCGUGGAUCCUCUCUCUCACAAGCUAUACAAAGUUCUAAAGAAGAAUACUGGGAUAUGAUGAAGGCUGGCUGGAAAUUAUGGCCAUUUGUUAGUCUGAGCAAUUUUGCCGUCAUCAAGAGUGUACAGGGACGGGCUUUAUUGGGGAGUCUGGCAGGGAUUGGCUGGAAUGUGUAUCUAGGAUUGGUACAGGGUGGGAAGUGAGUGGUCAAUCUCGAUGAUGGAAAAUUGUGGAUAGAGAACCAAGAGGGCUCAGCGCAUUGGAUUCUCAAACGUAGGUAUAUACCUUCUUUCAACCCGAUAUAUCUGGGUCAACUAAUUUCCAAGGCCAUGAAGUAUUACCAUAUUAUACCUGUACACAUUUGUUCAGUAGCAAUUCUUCAUGACCGGUCCCAUGAAUUUCUCAACCUCGCAGCAGGUUUCAAUCUAUCUCCCCCAUUUUCCAUACAUUCAAUAGCGUUCUUAAACCUUUUACGAGCAUUCUGCGGCCAAUGUUGUGAGUUAGUAUGGUCGGGCAUCGUACACGGGCAACUCAUGUGCAUGGGAAAGACCCAAUGGAGCUUUCGGAUGCUCCAUCGCCGCGUUUCAGGCGAAGCCAUUGUUAUCUCGCCCAAGAAACUGUUUACGCGGUAUAUAUUAAAGCGAAAGAUUGGUACGGGACUGUUGCAGGAACAGAGCCUGACAUUGAGAACAACGCAUGAGACAGAUCUGGCUAGUAGGGUUGAAUCUGCAUUGAUUAUAUUAGGGUCAACGACAGUACAUGCUGAUAUACUGAUAU